Conger conger (European conger) is the source of this 1908-nucleotide messenger RNA. RefSeq names its product forkhead box protein L2-like. Lineage: Eukaryota; Metazoa; Chordata; Actinopteri; Anguilliformes; Congridae. The transcript has a single exon. Bases 189 to 1064 code for a protein of 291 amino acids. The record is from RefSeq and is a predicted model, not a curated record. Gene Ontology annotation, molecular function: RNA polymerase II cis-regulatory region sequence-specific DNA binding; DNA-binding transcription factor activity, RNA polymerase II-specific. Gene Ontology annotation, biological process: anatomical structure morphogenesis; cell differentiation; regulation of transcription by RNA polymerase II.
UUGCAUCCACCGUGGGUGGGGUUAACUGGAUAACUACCUGAUGAAAGUGUAGUAGGCUAGUAUAGCCUACCUGCAAUGCACUGACGUCUCCUGCUAUGGGAAGCUUUCCUUUGGUAUGCGGCAUUGCUAGGAUAUAGACGCAACAGAACAAGAUUCGAAGACAGAGUGUUUGAUCGCUGUCGGAUUUCAUGCAAGGUACGCUGGACCAGUCUUCGACCAUGAAGGAAAGCAGUUCAGACAAUGCCGAAGACGAAGUUCAGGUCGAAACGAGAAACGUGGACCCAUUUCAAAAACCACCAUACUCAUAUGUAGCUCUUAUUGCAAUGGCGAUCAGAGAGAGUGACGAAAAUAAGUUGACGCUGAGUGGAAUAUAUCAAUACAUUAUCACGAAGUUCCCCUUCUUUGAGAAAAAUAAAAGGGGCUGGCAGAACAGCAUUCGGCACAACCUCAGCCUAAACGAGUGCUUCGUCAAAGUCCCCAGGGAAGGCGACGGGGAGAGGAAAGGGAAUUUCUGGACUUUGGAUCCAGCUUUUGCGGACAUGUUCGAUAAAGGGAAUUACAGACGCCGGAGGCGGGUGAAGAGACCUUUCAGAACUUCACCAAUUUCUUGUGGACCGGGAACGACGCACCUGAAUUAUUCGGAUGCCUACUUGUACCAAAAUACAAAGUACUUGCAAACGCAGCCGUAUCUGAAUUAUCCCGACGCCUACGUGCAUCAAAAUCCCAAGUACUUACCAGCACACUUUGUGAACAACGCGUGGACCCUCUCUGAGCCCAGACCUUUGCAGUCCACAGCAUCGUCAAUCUACCAGCAGCCCCAGUGUCCCAACGGAAAUGUCAGCCCGGCGCCCCUAAACGGAUUUCCGAAUUCGCCGGUGAACAGCCACACAAACCAUCUCCACCCAGGCUAUGGCGGAUACCCUCGACACGCAAAUGUAUGGGUGCCACACAACGGCAGCCACUACCCUGGGAUAACCCAAACAUUUAGCGCCAGUGGGGGUCAGACGCCCCCAGGUAGUUAUCAUCCGUUGUCGUAUAGCAUACAGCAAGAAAUGUCCCUAUAGGGACUAUGUAUUCAUUAUGAAUAGCCAUUAUGAAAUCUGUCAUCAUCUGUGGUGGUUUGAAGACGUUUCUACAUAGCUAUGUUAAUAAAUUAUAUUUUUGUUUAUGUAUUUCAUAGUUCGACAUUCUUUCGCUGACUCAAUAAGUCCAUUACUCUGUCAUGUUAAUCAAAAGUUCACUCGUAAAAUCAACAAUGGGGAUCAUUAAUAAUCUCAUUAUUUAUUUUUUUCAAAAAUCAUUUGCUGAAGUACUUAUAUAAGUUUGAUUUACCUAACCAAGUUAAUAUUCUUGCAUUCAAAGUGACCGUUGCACAGCUUAGUAACUUAAGGUGUUCAUUGCAGCAGAAAGCGGGACAGUGAUCUUUCUGAAUUGUCAGUAUCAAUUAGCCUACCGAUAGUUCAGUUUGGUCGGAUAGCAAACGUUAAAUCUUCUGUAGCAUAGGCCUACAACAAUGUAGCAAUGCAUUUUUGUCAAGUUUGGUUUUAUCUGCUCCGGUAUUUAUUUUAAACAAUUUAGGAAUAUAGUGGGUGCAAGUAAAACGUUUACAAAGGAUAUAUGGGAAUUGUAAAACAAAUUAAGUAGGCAUUAAAUGCUAUAGUCAUGCCCAGCGAUUAUGUUUUGACUCGUUUCUUUGGUAAAAAAAACCCAAUAUCUUGGAAAUGCCCUUUACAGCAAGAGAUUGAGGCUGUUUGUUUCUGCACGAGCUCCUCCGGCCUGUACACAGUAGAGACUUUCCGUUUUACACUUUACGUGGGCUAAUUGAAUUUUAAAUACACUUGCCUGUUUCUUUGAAUGUUCUGAUGAAAUUAUAUUUCACUGAAUUUUGUAAUAAAAUCUGGAGCUGCA